AUGGACACCAAGACAUACGACAUCACUCACUCGGAGGAUCUCGCUGGUGGACGGCAGCAGGAGCAUGAAUAUGGCGACAUCCAAGGUACGGCGCGUAUACACGCCUCGCGCAUGGAAGAGGCUCUUCUGCAGGAGAAGCCGAGACCGCUGCGAAAGAGCUUCUUGAAAUUGUAUGCUUGUAUCUUCAUAGCAUAUCUCUGCUCGGCGACCAAUGGCUUUGACGCAAACACUUUUGGUGGUCUAUCCGCGAUGCCACCGUUCAUCGACUUCUUCGGCAUCAACUCUGACAACCAGGGUCUAAUUGCAGCUCUAUAUGUCAUUGGCAAUGUGGCCGGCUCCUUUUUCGCUGGUCCAUGCUCAGACAAAUACGGUCGACGGGUAGGCAUGGCCAUCGGCUCGACAGUGUGCAUCGUUGGGACUAUUCUCCAGGCCGCUGCGCAGAAUCUCGCCACCCUCGAGGGUGGAAGGUUCAUCUUGGGAAUGGGUGCCGUCCUCGUGCAGACUGCCGGACCGAGCUACGUCGUGGAGAUGGCGUAUCCCAAGUAUCGUGGACAGCUCACAGGUGGCUUUCAGGCUUGUUUCUUCUUGGGCACCAUUGUCUCCACCUGGCUCGAGUAUGGAUUGUACUACAUCAACACCAACUCAUCAUAUAUAUGGCGACUUCCACUGGCUGUGCAGGGCCUCCCAUCCGUCCUCAUACUCUGUUUUGUCCGGUUCAUUCCGGAGACGCCUCGAUGGCUCCUAGCUCACGACCGAGUUGAAGAAGCAAAGGCCGUCUUGGUCAAAUACCAUGGCGAUGGCGACCCAGACUCCGUGGUCGUGCGGGUUGAGCUCGAAGAGAUGAUGGAGGUCAUCCGCAUCGACGGCGCGGACAAGCGGUUUUGGGACUUCCGCGAGCUGUUCAACACCAGGGCUGCGCGAUAUCGCACCUUUUUGGUCACCUGCAUUGCAUGGUUCGGCCAGCUCGAUCUGCCCCCGACGAGCUAUUACUUCCCUCUCAUGGCGAAGACGGCCGGGAUCACCAGCGUGCACAUCCAGUUGUUGCUGAAUGCCCUCCAGACGCCCAUCAUGAUGGUCGCGGCGCUCUGCGGUCUUCGCUUCGUCGAGAAGCUGGGCCGCCGCAAGGUCCUAAUGGUCUCGAGCGCCGGCAUGUCCGCGUCGGUGGCGGUCAUCACGGCGUGCACGGCGAACCAGGCAGGCAAACCCGCCGUCGGGGCCACAGGAGUGGCCUUUCUCUACGUCUUUCUGGUCGUGUUUGCAUUUGCAUGGUCACUCUAUCCAGCAGAAGUCCUAACAUUCACCGCGAGGGCCAAAGGCAAGUUUCUCCUCUUUCCGUCCCUUUUGCGUUUCCUGCUGUCGCGACUCUCUCUUUCAUUUCAUUCACAAACACCCCAUCCCACUGCAAAGUGCCCACAGAGCAUGGCAUAUCUCAACUUCAUGGUCAACUGCGUCAACGUGCUUAACACGUACGUGCCGCCCGUGGCCAUCGCCAACUCGGGCUGGCGCUUCUACAUCCUCUACGUCGUGUGGGACGCCUUCGGCGUCGUCGUCAUCUACCUCUUCUUCGUCGAGACCCGCGGCCGCAGCCUCGAGGAGCUCGACGAGCUGUUCGAGGCGAAGAACCCCAAGCAGGCCAGUCUGGCGUACAAGCACGUCUUCAUCAGGAGUGACGGGACGAUCAAGGACGCGCCGGAAUCUUGA
Molecule: messenger RNA, 1701 nt
Organism: Fonsecaea monophora
Lineage: Eukaryota; Fungi; Ascomycota; Eurotiomycetes; Chaetothyriales; Herpotrichiellaceae
Exons: 5
Coding region: 1-1701 (566 amino acids)
Biological process (GO): carbohydrate transport; transmembrane transport
Cellular component (GO): membrane
Molecular function (GO): carbohydrate:proton symporter activity
Source: RefSeq, a predicted model, not a curated record